ACAAAACAUAUAUAGUUUAAAAUUAAUUAUGUAACUAAUAAAAAAAAUUCAAGAGUGGUUUACCUCAUUCACUUUGAAUACACCUUCCAUGAUUACCUUCUAUUUUCAACUUUCUUGUUACCAUGGUCACACUUUUUAAAAUGUUUGAUCAAAUUUCACUUUUUAUUGUGAAUCUUACCCUAACUUUUAGUUUUCAUUUAACUUCAAUUUUUGUCAUAAACAUGAAAGUUACUUAUUGUACAGAUGUCGAUAGAUCAGUUGUUUUAAGUAAUUUUGAAAAACGAGGCUGGGUACACGUUGGCCCUGAUGAUGAUUGGAACUUUUAUUGGGCUGGUAUACAAACAUGUCGUAGUUUAUUUAGUAUUGAUAGUGGCUAUCGAAUGCAUGAUAAUCAAAUGAUUAAUCAUUUUCCUAAUCAUUACGAACUUAGUCGCAAAGAUAUGCUGGUAAAAAAUAUUAAACGUUACAGACGUGAACUUGAAAGAGAAGGAAGUCCAUUAGCCAAGCGUUUAGAUGGAAAAUAUUUGUAUUUAGAUUUUAUUCCAGUUACAUUUGUGUUGCCUGCAGAUUAUAAUUUGUUUGUAGAAGAAUACCGCAAAGUUGGCCCUAGUACAUGGAUCAUGAAACCCGUUGGGAAAUCUCAAGGAACUGGAAUAUUUCUUAUCAAUAAACUAUCAAAAUUGAAGAAAUGGUCUAGAGAAGGCAAAAAUUUUAAUACAUCCGCUAUUAAGGAAUCGUAUGUUAUUUCAAAAUACAUAGAUAACCCUUUACUGAUUGAUGGUAAAAAAUUUGAUUUAAGAUUAUAUGUUUUAGUCACAUCAUUUCGUCCAUUAAAAGCAUACUUAUUUAAAUCAGGCUUUUGUCGAUUUUGUACCGUGAAAUAUAAUACAAGUGUUGGAGAGAUUGAAAACUUAUUGAUUCAUUUGACAAAUGUUUCUUUACAAAAACAAGGUGAUGAAUACAACAGUAUACAUGGUGGUAAAUUAAGUAUUCAAAAUUUGAGAUUGUUUCUGGAAAGCACAAGAGGAAAGACAGUCACUGAAGCUCUUUUCGAUAACAUUGUAUGGUUGAUUGUUCAUUCUUUAAAAUCUGUUAGUUAUAUAAUGUCUAAUGAUAGACAUUGUUUUGAGUGCUAUGGAUAUGAUAUUAUAAUUGAUGAUAAUUUAAAACCCUGGCUAAUAGAAGUAAAUGCAUCUCCUUCUUUAACAUCUACUACAGUAAAUGAUCGUAUUUUAAAGUAUAAGCUAAUUGACAACAUGUUAAGUGUGGUUCUACCCCCAAGUGGGAUUCCAGAUGUACGUUGGAAUAAAUGCCCAUCACGUGAAGCAAUGGGAAAUUUUGAACUAUUAAUUGAUGAAGAAUUAGCUGCAAAAGAUAAAUCUGGACCAUCCAUAAAGAUUGAUCAAAAGGAAAGAUUAAAGCGCAAAACCUAAACUACAUUAUUUAUAUGGCUUAACUAAUUAUUAUUAGAUAUGUCAUGCCGAUCCAGAUUAGCCAUUUUAAACGAAAAACUUACUACACUUGAAAGAAGAAUUGAAUACUUAGAAGCAAGA
Sipha flava (yellow sugarcane aphid) is the source of this 1553-nucleotide messenger RNA. Its product is annotated as probable tubulin polyglutamylase TTLL1. Gene Ontology annotation, biological process: protein polyglutamylation; microtubule cytoskeleton organization. Gene Ontology annotation, cellular component: cilium. The record is from RefSeq and is a predicted model, not a curated record. Bases 123 to 1433 code for a protein of 436 amino acids. Gene Ontology annotation, molecular function: metal ion binding; tubulin-glutamic acid ligase activity; ATP binding. The transcript is spliced from 2 exons. Lineage: Eukaryota; Metazoa; Arthropoda; Insecta; Hemiptera; Aphididae.